AUGGCGUCUGCAUCAGAUUUCACAAAGAAACCUCAUUUUCUAGUGCAAGAUCCAACUUCAAUAAUCCCACAAAUUCGAAGUAAGUCCCACUCAAAUUCCCUCUGUAAAUCCUUCAUAAUAAUUCUUGUUCUGGCUGCUAUUCCACUGUUUCCUUCACAAGCUCCGGAGUUCAUUAGUAAAAGCAUUUUUUCCGAGUUCUGGGAAAUUAUACACCUUCUUUUCAUUGGCAUUGCUCUUUCCUAUGGCCUGUUUUGUAGAAAAAGUACCCAAUUGGAAACUGAGAAUGUUUAUUCAAGAAAUGAUGGUUUUAAUGCUUAUUUAGAUGGGUUUUUGAAUGUGCCUUCGGUUUUCGAAGAUGGAUUUGAAAAUAUACGUGGCUCUGAUGAGAAAAAUAUGAUGCGAAGUAUAAAAAAUCGAUCUUUUGUUGUAUCAGAAAAUGGGGUUGAAAGCAUAUAUCAGGGUAGUGGGAAACAGGGCCCACACACUUGGAAUUAUAGGUAUCUUGAAGGUGAAUCCACUGUGGUUGUAGAAGAUAGGAAAUAUUUUAUUGAUGAAAGCAUUGAAUAUAAACCCUUGAACUUGCCUAUUAGGAGUCUGAGAUCAAGAAUUGUGGAUAAUGAUAAGCCUGAAUUGGUUAAUGGAAGUAAGACUACUCCAAGUUCUGAGGGUAAGAAUACUGAUAAAGUUAAAGUUCAGAAGAUUAGAGGUGUUGUUCCUCAAAAUUUGGAGAAGAAGUUUGCAAAAGCUGCUGGACAACCACCAUCGAUCCCCUGGCGCUCAAGGUCUCAAAGAAAGGAAAUGAGAGAAGAAAUGAGUAACCGUGAGCCUGUCACGCGUACUAGGCCUCCCUCAGUUGGGGAAUCUGAGUUUGAGCAUAUCGAAUUCGGUUCAUUUGGAGAUUCCACAUUGUGUUCUUCUCCAGAAUUGCCUAGAUCAUACGUGGAAAAUGUGGAGAGGAAGAAGGGUCUUAAGCUGUUAUCUGUCUCAGGUUCCCGAUCCAGAGUAGCCCCUGUAAAUGCUGAAGCAUCAGGAACUGUUUCAAAGACUCGCCCAUUUAGCAUUGGUUCUUCUUUGGAGAUGAAUAUGCUGAGAAAUUAUGAUAAGACUUCAAUGGAUUUUGGAAAAGAGGACACAUCGACAAAAGGAAAAGAAAAUACUGAUUCUUUGGUCUCUGAUGUGAAAUUGUCAAAAGUUUUACCAAGAGCAAAAUCUGUUAGAACAAUCAGAAAUAGUGGAUAUGUUGUGGAUGAAAUGAAAAGGGAGAAACCUUCAAGUCAAAUAGACGACAAGGUUGAAAUUAUGCAUGACAAAUUUGAACAGGAUACAUUGGUGAAAAGAGGAAGGACAAUAGAAGAGCUUGAAGACCCACCAAUCAACACUAGAAACCAAGAUUUUAAUGGUGGGUGCCCUGCACCAAACGUGUCACUCCCUUGCUCCAGCUCAUCACCGGCAAUCUGUUCAGAUAUCCAAACUCAACGACGGGAUAUCAACACCAGGGUUGCUCCUAAAUGUCAGAAAGGAGGAAUACUAGACUUUGAUGACCCUAAUGAGGUAGAGUGGGUUGCUCCUAAUUAUCAGAAAGGAGGAAUACAAGACUUUGAUGACCCUAUUGAGGUAGAGAGUGAAGAAGAUUUGGGAAGUGCGUUUGACACGAGCUCAGAUUCGGAAGAUGCUGGAACUUUCCUUGAUGAUAAUUCAGAGCUUGAAGGAAGUGAAGUUGACAGGAAAGCUGGUGAGUUUAUAGCAAAGUUUAGAGAGCAAAUUAGGCUUCAGAAGAUUGCAUCUGCUAAAGGAAACAGUGGUUGUUAG
Molecule: messenger RNA, 1809 nt
Organism: Fraxinus pennsylvanica
Lineage: Eukaryota; Viridiplantae; Streptophyta; Magnoliopsida; Lamiales; Oleaceae
Source: the annotation of a GenBank genome assembly